AUGUUGAGAGGAGCUCCUCCUGCACAGCGGUGCCUCUCGGAUCCAGGCGGGGACAGCAAGGGCUACAAAGAGCCUUUCCUUGGUGAGGCAGAGUUCAAUCAGCGGAUGGAGCGAUUCAAAAUGGCCUCUUUCCAGAGUAGCCCCACCAACACCCCAAGCACCUCCAACCAGUGCCCCCGGACACGCUCCAGCUUUGUAUCAGUCAUCCAACAAAAACUCCAGGGCUCAACUACACCCAGCUCAAAGGAGGUUUCUCGCAUCCGCCAGGAGCGGGAGCAUGAACUGAGUCAGGUGCCGUUUCAGCCCAUCGCUGAGAACGCCUGGCUGAAACGGAGCAGCUCAGAUUCCGCUUUAGCAGAGGAUCAAGGUGUCGCUGAUGUGAAAGACGGUAGUUUCACUGAACCUCCGACGACAAAUGCAGAGAGCGCAUCUCUUAAUAUGACAGGUGAGAUGACAUCCGGUCACUCUGAAGCUCCUGCAGCUUAUUCAGAGACUGGAAUGCAGAAACAGUGCGUUCUCAGUGAAGAACCCAGACAGACGCAAGAGGCUCUGUCUGCUAAUGAAGAAGAGCAGCCAGGUCCCCAACAACCAGAGGGCCGAACUGUGUUAAAGCUUUCUUUUAGCGAGGAUCACAGUUUCUGCAAAGCCCCCUCUGAUACUGAAGUGAGCUUUCGCGACGAGACCAACACUGGUGAAAUGAUCGAUCAGAUGUUCGAGGAGGUGCUCGAAUAUGCUGAAAGGAUGGAAGGCCCUGAGGAUCACGACAGUGGUAUUGGGGCUUGCUCCGUCGAAAUCGAUAAGAUGGAGACGGAGAAGGAAAAAAGUGAAGAAGAGGGAGAGGCCAAAGAGGAGAAGAGUGAUGAGAGUGAUAAGGUUGAUGGCAUCAGGGAUGAGCUGCUCAACUUUCCUCCCACUGGCAUCCUCUCUCCUCUCAGCAAGUCUGUAGAGGCUGUGGUCACCCCACUGGUAAGCAUCGAUGCCUAUCGCACACAAAGGCAGAGUAAGCUUCCCAUCGUCCAGAGCGUCACUCCGGGGGUUCAGAGACGGGCUGAAGAGACGCCCAAGCCUCAACCGCCUGUCAACAUCAAGGAGAAAAUAACGGCUCUUAAUGAAGAAGCUGGGAAACUGCAGACUGUGAUUAACCAGACGCUGCAGGCCCUGAACUGCUGUACGGAUGAGGAGCACGGGCGAGGCUCACUGGAGGAGGCCGAAGCCGAGAAACUGCUGCUGGUCUCGUGUAUGUAGACUGCAAGAUUUUUAACCACCGCAUCUUUACUGAAGGAGGAGAGGAGCUCAGAGUCUGGAGAGGCAGCAGUGGAGGACAGUGAAUCCAUUUCCCAGCAGCCCUGCAGAGGCACUGUCAGCAUCACAAACAUCCAGCUGCCGCUCAAGGUGGAAUAUGUCUGCUCCUCACACAGCCGUGCAGGUCGACCAAGUCACUACUUUUUUGUUCUUAUCCGCUACGGACCCUGCAACAUCGUCGCCACCCCUCUGGCCACAGCUGCAGAUGCUCAGAAUGGAGACACCAUCUCCUUCCCCACAUCUGUCGCUAUGAAGGAUAUUCGCUCAUCCUUUGAAAUUGAUGUGGAAGUCUACAGCCUGCCAGAUGUGCUAAUUCAUGUUUUUGUUUUUGCUGCUUCAGCUGCUGCUCCUCCUCUCAUCACCCGUCGCUCCAGUAACUUUUGUCUGGUCGGCUCUCAUAAGAUCGCGUUGGCCUCACUGGGACACAGCAAAUUCCCCCUGGAUAAGAUGAAACUGGAUGGCAAAGUCAGGAGGCUGCUGGGAGAUGAAUUUCAGGAAAAGGUGCCCUUUCUUUCCCCUCUAGAGGGCAACAUCUACCUGCAGCUGGAGAGCAAGAGCCACUCUGACAUCCAGCACCAAGGCUUCCUGGUCAGGAAUUUUAUAUAUUUGAUUAUAUAUAUUUUUAUAUUAAAGAAAAACCUGAGUAUGUCACAGAGAGAUUUGUCUUAUGAUGUCACAGUGGGUGUUGUGUUUUUGACAGCUGAUGGGAAACACCUUUCGGUGACACCACUCACUGGGUGGAGGCUGGACACUAAUAGCUGCACACAAACUGACGAAGGCCGUUCCUGUUUCAGGUGUUGGUUUUCGGCAGACACCAAGCAGGAGAGGUUGGACUGGAUGGAGAAGCUCAACCAGGCUCUUUUGGACUUUCAGACGUGGAAUCGAACCCAAACAGAGAGUCCGCAGGCAAACACGUCCAGCAGUGGGAACCUGAGGGAGAGUAUACUGUAACACAUCACUAAGACACCUGCUGGGAUGUGCUUCAGGGUUUACUCUUCAUCUCAGAGUGUUUGCCUCUCUGAUUUAUCUUUGGGAGAUUUUUUUUUUCCUUGUGUUUCUUUUUAACCUGAAUCCAAACACUUUUGUUUGGUUCCCCUUUUGGUUCCCAAGUCACAGCUGUCUGAGUAUUUACGUUUUAUAUAUAUAUAUAUCUAUGUUUUUGUGGCAAUCAGCUGCUUCAGCCUCUGCUGGCAAUAAUAUAGGGCACUUUCAGUAUCUGAGAUGACUCUUGCCUUAUACCCUCAUAUAUGUUUCUGCUAUAAUUUGCAUUUAUUUGGAUUCAGAUUGUAUUUUUUUGUAUCAUUUAAAUGGGAAGGCUAAAAUUUAUAUAGAGACACUAAUAAAUAUAUACAGGUAUAAAUCUUUAACUGUAGUAAUCUGGGAUUUCGUGUUUGAAAUGGACAGAAACACUAAUAAUUAAAACUGUAGGAUUAAUUUUGGCUGGUGUUGAAUGGGAGUAAGUAAUGUAAAAUCUAUUCUCGGCAGGCGUUCAGACCUCUCUACUGACAGAUAAUCAUCUUGGGAUUUUUCCAAAGAAUUUGUGGAAUUCUAUGGAAAAUCUACAGGAGGUGAAGUCUGUAUAUAAUUAGUUUUAAUAUGAUGUCAUGCUGAAAACCAGGGAUGCACCAAUAUAUAUCAUAAUCAAUCAAAUCUGUAUUGGUCUUGUUCAAAUAUAUCAGCCAAUCUGCCUUUUUGUAAUAGCAGUAGCUGUUGUUUACCCUCCAUAUAUCCAUAUGUGUGGAUACAGCAUGCAUGCAUUUAUCCUCCUGACACACAAGAGGGAAUAAAUUAAAUGAAUCUAAAUGAUAAAAUGUGUAUAAAUACCCUGAAUGUCAUCAGUUAUCAGCCAUGAAACUGCUAGUCAGUGCAUCUCUGACACUUUUAGAAAUAAAACAAUCUUCUGCAUUACAAGUGGAGAUAAAUAAAAUCAUAUUUUACGUGUAUUUCAGCUGGGGAGGCCUCUGACACGCUGCUGCAAUGAAUGCUGUCUGCCUGAUGUUCUGCUAUUGUCCAUCUCUGUCACUUUAUUCUAAAUGUUGAUGAUGUGAACUCUCAUUCUAUGCACUUAAUGGAAGCCAAACGGUAAAAUAAAUGAAGUAUAACUGCUA
This is a messenger RNA of Neolamprologus brichardi, 3410 nucleotides long. The record is from RefSeq and is a predicted model, not a curated record. Lineage: Eukaryota; Metazoa; Chordata; Actinopteri; Cichliformes; Cichlidae.